AACUCGUCAAACGCGAUGAAACGCUGGUAUAAAAGAGGGGCAGAUUGACCAGGUAUCACUAACCUGAGUUUCACAAGGCAAAGUAAGGCACUUGCAAGUAUUUACUGCAUCGUCUGAAGAUUUUGAAGAAAUCAUUAUUAUACUAAUAUAUCAGAACGUAUUUAAAAAUGAGAUCGUUUUGGUUGACGCUAUUACUGUACGCUGUUUUGAACGUGGGCCAAACCGAAGAAACAGAGUAUGUCAUUAAGGUAAGAACAGGGACAUCCUUUGGAGCUGGCACAGAUGCUAAUGUGUUUAUCAAGAUCAUUGGUACUGAUGGUAUUACCGCUGAACACAAGCUUGCAGGCUCAGGAGACCCCUUUGAAAAGGGCAGUCUCGAUACAUUUACUAUCAACGACAAUACUCAGAUCGGUGAUCUGACAGCUGUAAAGAUAAGAAGAGACGAAAACGGCUGGUUUGCAAAAUGGCAAUUGGAAAAGAUUGCUGUUCAAAACAAAACAUCUGGUAAAUGGUCAAUGUUUCCCUACGGCAGCUGGACUAGUCCAAACACGUGGAUUACCAUACCAGUGAGGUGUGAUGCUGAUUACAGGAAAAACCCCAAGACAGGAUCAUGUCAGGGACCGCUUUGUGGUACAAAGAUGUCAGCGGUAAGCUCUCGCAUCCUGGGAGGUCCAAGGGUUCUCCCUGCUAGUUGGCCAUGGCUAGGUAUUGUCGAGUUCGAUAAUGGUGGAAGAAUCUGCUCUGGUGCACUGAUCUCUCCUCGAUGGGUUAUGACCACGGCCUGGUGUGUUUAUAAGAAAAGACCUACACAAAUGAGAGUAAG
Messenger RNA from Actinia tenebrosa (Australian red waratah sea anemone), 823 nucleotides. RefSeq names its product serine protease 28. The record is from RefSeq and is a predicted model, not a curated record. Gene Ontology annotation, molecular function: protein binding; serine-type endopeptidase activity. Gene Ontology annotation, biological process: proteolysis. Lineage: Eukaryota; Metazoa; Cnidaria; Anthozoa; Actiniaria; Actiniidae.